This is a messenger RNA of Biomphalaria glabrata, 1774 nucleotides long. RefSeq names its product atrial natriuretic peptide-converting enzyme-like. NCBI's taxonomy places the organism in Eukaryota, Metazoa, Mollusca, Gastropoda, Planorbidae. Gene Ontology annotation, biological process: non-canonical Wnt signaling pathway; canonical Wnt signaling pathway. The transcript is spliced from 6 exons. The record is from RefSeq and is a predicted model, not a curated record. The coding region runs from base 313 to 1311 and encodes 332 amino acids. Gene Ontology annotation, cellular component: plasma membrane. Gene Ontology annotation, molecular function: Wnt-protein binding; Wnt receptor activity.
GGUUUUUGCGCCAUUGAAAAGUCAAGACAGGAAUAAAGGGGUGGGGUGGGAGCCUUUCUUUCGCGUCUGCAGGCGAAUUCUUUCCGAUACUUGAAGCAUCACAAACAGAUCUCUAUGGGAUGUCUCGGACCGCUGGCUCUUUCUGACAUCUAGUCCCCUGAAUACCCCAGCCCACCAGACUGACACUGUCACAGCGGUAGGGCCUCCACCAGCCGUGACACUGUUCAAGUGACGAGUCAAAACCGAGACUGGAUUAACCGGUGGUUAAUUGCGAGUGAAUUCAGUGGAUUAUCUUUCUUUGUGGGACUAAAAAUGAAACUUUGGUCAGCAAAUGUAUUAGCUACGAUAGCCGCUAUCAGUUUACUGCUAGCAGUGACCAGUGGUCAACCGAAAGCUAAGCCAAACAAUGGGAAGAAAAGGCUUAGAGAAAAUGUCGCUCGUAGGGAUAAAAACACCGCCAACAGCAAAAAGGCCAAUGUUAAAAAAGCCCCAGCUGCAGCCGGAUCCCAGCUCAAUAAAAAGGCCACAGCUCCAGCUCUUGAAGGCUGUGAGGAGAUAUUCUUACCGAUGUGCAAGGGAUUGGUACCUUACACUCAUACUAAACUCCCCAACCAGUUCAAUCAUAGCACGCAGCUGGAGGUCUACAGGCACAUGGAGCAUCUCUGGGCCUACAUGGACCACUCUUGCUCCAGGAACCUCAGGCUGGUGGCCUGCUCCCUGUACCUGCCCAAAUGCCAGGGUAAGCAGCCUCCCUUGGGGCCAUGCAAGGCCACUUGCGUCAGGGCCAAAAAGAAGUGUGCCCAGCCACUGAAAGAUUACAUGGCGCUGGACUGGGACAAGAAGUUCGACUGUACAACUUUACCAAACAAACGCUGCUUAAAGGCCGUGAAGGACGAAGAGUGUAUCGACGAGUACCCGACCUGUGCGUCCAACUCGAAUAUUAAAGUCUGCACUGGUCUUAGCAUAAGUCAAGGAGCACUGCCUAAUAUGUUUGGCCAGUGUAAAGUUGACGAAAUCAACAUGGAGACAUCUCAGUUUGAGAAGCUAAUAGCCACGAACUGUCACUCUGGGCUCAAGUUUCUACUCUGUGGAGUUUAUUCCCCUUUCUGUGUCCGGAAUGCCGCGACGGACAUUCCUUUCACUUUCCCUUGCAAAGAGAUUUGUGAAGAGGUCAGAAAGUCAUGUGAGCCCCACUACCGGAAGCUGUACCACCAACUGCCCUGGCCGAACAAGCUACAGUGUCACCGCUAUCCCUCAGCCGCCAGCAGUGACACGACGUGCGUCAUGCCAACUGACCCAAUGACUUUCUAAUGGCGCAACUUCAAACAUUAACUCUAGGCGGAAGAGUGUGUGUUUUUUUUUGUUACACAUGUGUAGAUGCGAGACCAGCCGUUCUAGAAGGCCUCAACACUGAACUGCAACGUCACAACAUGUGGGCAGUGGAGACCAAUAGCUCAUUGCCACGUCGUACACAACUGUGUCGUGGCAACGAGCUAUUGGUCCCCAGUGCUCACAGGUUUCGAGGUUGAAGGUUAGCGUUCAGGCCUUUUAUGAGGAAUGGUCUUGGUAGAUGUAGUUAAGAGUCCAACAUUGCCUAAGUUCUACAUUUAGGACGGUUUCUUUACGUUUAUCAAAUUCCUAUGUCAACGCUGAAUUCACUGGAAAAGUGUUGGGGACAUAAAGCAGUUUAUGUUUUCUUAUUAUUAAUGUCUAUAUCGAGGCUUGAAUAAACUCUUCUUUAACACAAAAAAAACAACGUGCAAGACUAUAUGUA